CUUUCCGUUCCCUUUCUUUCUUUCUUUUCUUAUUUGGGGGUUUUGUUGUACUGUCUGGGAACCCGGCCCGUCGCCGGUCCCGCUGUUGUCGCUACCAAGGCCACCAUGUCACCUGGUGCGAAGGCCGGCUCCGCAAACGUCUCUUCACGAUUUUGAAGGGAGGAGAGAAAGACGCCCAUUCUUCACAUUGGAGCAGUUUUGAAAAGGCUCGCCUCCAUGGAAGAGGUACAAGAUUUAGCAGAACAGCCAAUAAAAAAGGCCAAGAUGCAGGAAUCAGGAGAACAACUGUUAAGGCAAGUGACCAGCACAGAUAGUAAUGAUCAAAAGCCUGAAUCCUCAAGUCUUGCUUCUAAUCUGUCUAUAUCCAAUCAAAUUAUGCCAUGCACUGACUACAUCUCAAGGUCAUCAAGUGACUAUACCUCACAGAUGUAUUCUGCAAAGCCAUAUGCACACGUCCUUUCUGUACCUGUAUCUGAAACGAUGGCCUCUUAUUCUGGGCAGACUCAAUAUCAAGCACUACCACAGUCCCAGACAUAUGCUGUUUAUCCCCAGACAACCCAAGCCUACGGACUACCUCCUUUUGGUGCACUGUGGCCAGGUAUGAAACCUGAGAGUGGUUUAAUUCAGACUCCAUCUCCAAGUCAGCACAGUGUUCUUACCUGCACUACAGGGUUAACCACAAGCCAGUCCAGCCCAGCACAUUAUUCUUACCCUAUUCAAGCUUCAAGUACUCAUGCCAACUCAAUUUCCACUUCCUCACCUGCUGUCAAUAUUUCAGCUGCCACCGCCAGCAUCUCUCAACAGGAGUAUCCUACGUACACCAUCCUUGGCCAAAGUCAGUACCAGCCGUAUUAUCCCAGUUCAAGUUUUGGCGUGAUAGCACCAGCAGACAGUAGCACAGAGACCAACACGUUAACAUCUGCCACGUAUCCAUCCGAAAAAUCAAAUGCCAUGGUGCCUGCCCAGACGAUUCAGAGACAUUCCUCUGGAGAUCCAUCUGCCAGUCCAUCGUUGCCAAGAGCGACUGCAAGUAAACAUGUAGAUGAGCAAUCUAGGAGAAACAUGACUGGGAAAAACAGAGGCAAGAGGAAAGCAGACGCUUCUUCACCGCAGGACAGUGAACUUGAACGAGUAUUUCUGUGGGACUUGGAUGAGACCAUCAUAAUAUUUCAUUCUCUUCUGACAGGGUCAUAUGCCCAAAAGUAUGGGAAGGAUCCCAGUUUAGUUGUUGGCUUUGGUUUGACAAUGGAAGAAAUGAUUUUUGAAGUGGCCGACACACACUUGUUUUUCAAUGACUUGGAGGAAUGUGACCAAGUACAUGUAGAAGAUGUUGCAUCAGAUGACAAUGGCCAGGAUUUAAGCAACUACAAUUUUUCCACUGAUGGCUUCAGCGGCUCAGGAAGUAAUGCCAAUCAUGGUUCAGCGGGUGUCCAGGGAGGAGUGGAUUGGAUGAGAAAGCUGGCAUUCCGCUACCGGAAGGUGCGCGAGGUCUAUGAUAAAUACAAAAGCAAUGUUGUUGCUCUCCUCAGUCCUGAGAAGAAGGAAGCACUGCAGAGAUUAAGGGAAGAUAUAGAAAUGUUAACAGAUUCUUGGUUGGGAACAGCAUUAAAAUCCCUCCUGCUCAUUCAGUCCAGAAAAAAUUGUGUGAAUGUCCUGAUAACAACCACUCAGCUAGUGCCAGCUCUGGCCAAAGUCCUGCUGUAUGGACUUGGCGAAGUGUUCCCCAUUGAGAAUAUUUAUAGUGCAACAAAAAUAGAUGUGUGUACCUUCCUGGCAGGCAAAGAGAGCUGUUUUGAACGAAUCAUCUCUCGGUUUGGAAAGAAGGUAACCUACGUGGUGAUCGGAGAUGGCCGUGAUGAAGAAAUGGCAGCCAAGCAGCACAACAUGCCGUUCUGGAGAAUCACAAACCACGCGGACUUGGUGUCCCUCCACCAGGCCCUCGAAUUAGACUUUCUGUGAGGACCUGGACAAAAAGCAGCUUGGCCCUGCUCCCAACAGUCAUCUCGUGGCUUCAACAGGAACCAGUCUGGGGAUUUUCUCUUUCAUCCAGACAAAGAAAUGCAGCCAGUGGAAGUGUACAGUAGGAGGUGUCCCAUCGCUGCUCUACCAGGAGAACCGCCAAUGCCUUGGCAGUGCAGUUCAGGUGCUUGAAUGGUUCUCUGUGUCUUUUGGCAAAGGGAACUUCAGGAGACUUCCGGGCGCAGAAUCUCCAGCAGCCAAGAUCUUUCUCCCCGUGCAGCCCUCUGGGGUAUUAUACUAAAGAAGAGAAAAGCAGUACAUUUUUGUAGAGUAACUUUUGCCCCCUGCAGACCUCUCUCAAGCUUUUAAAUCAGAAAGGAAGGUCACUGGGUUGUUUUUAUUUUAUUCUUUUUUUUUUUUACAGAAAGGGGUCCAGACCUGUCUCCCUUCUUGCAAAGCUCAGAAACAGCACUGUAGAUGUGUUAGAAAAAGUCACAAAGUAAGGUGUGUGUUUGGAUGAUGGGGAGCUGCUUCUCUUUCCUAGCAGGCCAGGGACCGAAGAUAUCUGACCAUUCCCUUGGGAUCUGACUCCCAGGGCACCAUGGCUGUUCCCCCACUUGACUAGCACGUUCUGAUAUGAGCAAUGGCGAAUCUUCUAAGCGAGGGGGACAAGGCGCUUACCGGAUCUAAGUGUCCCAGUGCCAUCCCUGUUUUCAGCGACUUUGCAUAACUGGGCAAUAAGAAAGCUCCUUUUCUUGGACCCAAGGUGACACUCUGCUGUUGCAUGAUAGGAGCCCCCCUUUGGAUAUAGAAAAAUACCCGCUUUUCACAUACAGGCCCUUGCCGUGAGCUGCCAACUUCCCAUGCAGCAGAGGGAGUGUCCUGAUUACUUGCACUGCAGUUUUUCCAAGGCAAGGAGUUGGGCAGAACAAGGUCCCGGGGGUGGGAGGGGCAGGCUGCAGUGCUGCAAAACCAUUUUUUUCAACUCCAGGGCAAAAGGGAUCUCUUCAGCUCCUUUGCAGAGGAUGAUGGUAGGGAUAGGAGCCUGCUCAUUUUCAAGAGACGCCUGCAGUCGUUCUCCGGAACUGCCCAAGUUGCUUAGUACCCCUCACUUUGACAACGGUACCUAAUUUUCUUCCGUAAUCUCAGCUCUAGCUGGAUAUCCACUUCACAUUCAUGGCUACUUCUAACUGCCCUCCCCGCCCCUUCCUUCUGGUUGCCAGCCUGGAAACUCUUGAAAUCGUGAACAGAACCAGAAGCCAUGUUAGGUCACGUCAAACUAAGCGACAGACAGGAACAGUAGCUUCUUGUUAGGGAGGCAGUGCAGUGAUUCCCUUUGAGACAAAUACAUGGUAGGUAUUGAUGGGGCAGAUUGCGCGCGGCAACAUACGAUUAUGAUGAAAAAGGUUCCUGCUUGCUUGCUCAGCAAGGAGAUACCCAGCCUCCUUGUUGCCUGGUGUCUUUUACAAGUCCUUUAAAAGAUAGUCUGGCAGUGUUUUAUUGGAUGAAGAUGUAUUCUCCCUCCAAGAACCUUCUACCCCCCCCCCUCCAGAAACAGAACAGAAAGAGCCUCUGUUCUGUUGUAUUGCUUUCCUACAGAUUUUUAUUUCUCAGCAAAGGUGGGGAAGUCAUUUGCCUCGAGAGGGCCCUUGCUUGACUUUGGAAAUAACUCUUGUGCCUUAACUUCUCCCCAGAGUCCCGGAAAUGUCAACAGUUGCGUAGAAGAGUGAGUGGUGAGCCUGCACCUCUUCCGUAUUGAGAGUUAAUCCUUGAUUCUAUUUUUUUAAGCACUCUCGGUCAGCAUAGCCAGUAGAUGUUGAGCCACCAGGAAACUGGCAAGCAUGGCUCAGAGUUUUCUUCUCCAUAAAGAAGCCCCUUGCCAGGUUUCGGAAACACCUUUGGCCACAUGGGAAGCUUUUUGCGUCAGAUUCUGAUAUUUAUAAUGCCUCCUCUCUGAUACAGAUAGGCUGAUUUGUUUCCCUAAACCACUCAGGGUGACGGUACGUUUUCUGUAUCAACUUUUAUAAAAGUCGGUUCAGCUCUUGCACCACUUAAAUUUGCUGGCUGCUUUUCUCUUGGGUCUUCAUAGUGUGUGGAAACCAGCGUGUUGCCGCUUCCCUUCCCACUAUUUAGCUUUCAAGCACGCCCCUAGUCCUUUCUAAUGCAAAGGUGGAUGAACUGGCAUCUAAGUACGUGGGAGGCUGUCAUCUCCCACCAAGUGUGAGAAGUGGGCUACAACUGCAACUACGUACAGUACGCAAAAGUAAAUUACAGUUGCUGAUUCUCCCUCAGGGUCCUGUCGAUGUCCUGAACUGGUGUCAGCUGUGCUUACGAUAGUGAUUGGAGGGCAUUAAUGGCUAUAUAGAUUCCUCAAACAUCAUGUUCUAUGUAAUGGCAACUGUCCUGUGAACUGGAAAAAAAAUAAAGUCUUUUAUUUUCUAUACAACCCCCCAAUUGUUCUUUUUUCCACCCCCCUUUUUCUGGAAAUUCUACCCAGAAUUACUCUCAGGUCUGGAUAGCUGGGGGAUUGUGAUUUCCCCCCAAAUAAUUGGGGAUCAGAAAUCCUAGCUGAUCUACUGAAAGUCACCACGCUCUACCAGCUCUACAUGUCUUUUGCUCAAUCAGCUCUACAUGUCUUUUGCCCUACCCUACCCUGAGGGCUUAUUCAAGGUGCUCUCUGUGAAACAGAAGAUAAAUCUAAACCCCUCACUUUUCUCAAGUGGUGUCAGUGGAAUCUUGGGCUUUAUAGUUGGCUCUGCCCUUAAACGCCUAUCACCAGCAAGUUAUCUCAUCACACCCAAAAUACUAGAGACAGUUGCCAUGUAUUUAAACAAGCACUGAGUGAAAUGCAAGCAUAUCCUUUGAAAAUGGAUUCUGCCUGCUUUUUUUUCCUUUUCCUUUUUUGCCUCCAAAUGUGCUGUUUGCAAUAAACAUAAAUGUCAAAAGC
Molecule: messenger RNA, 4906 nt
Organism: Candoia aspera
Lineage: Eukaryota; Metazoa; Chordata; Lepidosauria; Squamata; Candoiidae
Gene: EYA3
Product: EYA transcriptional coactivator and phosphatase 3
Exons: 18
Coding region: 217-1959 (580 amino acids)
Biological process (GO): cell differentiation; negative regulation of extrinsic apoptotic signaling pathway in absence of ligand; multicellular organism development
Cellular component (GO): nucleus
Molecular function (GO): protein tyrosine phosphatase activity
Source: RefSeq, a predicted model, not a curated record